This is a messenger RNA of Phlebotomus argentipes, 2624 nucleotides long. RefSeq lists its product as uncharacterized. The record is from RefSeq and is a predicted model, not a curated record. The transcript is spliced from 5 exons. The coding region runs from base 108 to 1082 and encodes 324 amino acids. Gene Ontology annotation, cellular component: extracellular region. Lineage: Eukaryota; Metazoa; Arthropoda; Insecta; Diptera; Psychodidae.
CAAAACACCUCGAGUUCUUCCUCCACAGUGUCCUCUCUGUCCUCCAUGGUUCUCCCAUCGCUCUGACUCUGCUCUUGUGUGCUUCCACAAACUUCUUCGCCUGCGAAAUGGCCUUAAACUCGAGUCCGAGCGCCGCUGAUCGGGGUGGGAUUGAAAUGGUGCCUUUGAACAAGCAAAACAGCCAAUCUUCCAUGACGUCGAAGCAAUCGAAGCGGCCGACCCAGAAGAAACUGCAAUUCUCCACUCCGGAGUGCAGCGUCACGCCGAUCUCCGCGAUUCCUGGCAAUCGCAUCCUGCUGCCCGGACGCAAGAGGGAGGAGGCGAUUGUGAUGGCGAACCUGCGGAAGAGAGUGGCUGCUUGUGACCUGACCAGGAAACGUGUCCCAGGCACUUCAGCGCCGGAUGAUGUCAAUGCCAAUGAGAUGUGCGCUGAGCAAGGCGCGACUGAGCCUCUUCUGGACAACCGCCCGCAGCUUCCGAAGGUGACUUCAAAGCACAGGGACAUGAACGGAGAUGAAUCGCCGAAGAUGACGGUGAUUCAGGACAAAGACUUCAUCCUCGACUGUCUGUGUUGGCACAAUGAGUAUCGCGCGCGUCACGCGGCGCCAGCGCUCACGGUUUCCACUGAGCUCUGUGAAUGGGCACAGAAUUGGGCAAAUCAUCUGGCGAGCACGAAUGAAUUUUACUAUCGCUCGGACAAGAAUCUCGGGCAGAAUCUCUUCUGCUGCCCCAUCAGCGCCCUCGUGACGGAUCUCACGGGUCAGGAGGUGGCGUCGUACUGGUACAGCACGGUCAGGCGCUACAACUACUUCAAGGAGCCUCGCCUUCUGCACACCAACGUCAAUGCUGGCCAUUUCACGCAGAUGGUGUGGCGCAGCAGCCGAUACUUCGGCGUGGGCAAGGCCACGUCCAGGACGGGUAAGAUCUUCGUGGUGGCGUACUACUUCCCGCCUGGCAACGCCGUGGGCGCGUUCCAGCAGAACGUGCUGCCGCCCAUCAUGGACCAGGAGCCGGCGGGCAGUGACGCGGACAACAAUCCCAUAAUGUCCAUCCUGAAGCCGGCCAGCGGCGCCUCUAACUGAGGCGCGCGGCGGCGCUGGAAAGGCAUCACGCGGUGGCCUCGCAGAGUUAUAUUUUUGAUAAAGUUUAGGAUCGCGCGACUCUCGCGACUGAUGUAGCAGAAUAUGGCAGCGAUGCACUGAGACAGGGAUAGGAAGAGCCUAGGAAGUGUGUGAGUGUAUGUGGAUGAUUAGGAGAAUGUCGAUUUGUUUGAAUGCACAAAUUUUUUUGGGAACGAGGAGGGGAUUUUGUAAUGUGAUGGAAUUAAAGAGGUAAGAAAUUAUAUGAGACUAAAAAAAGAUUGUUGCAACAACAUUAUACAUUCCAAAGUAUAUUUAUAUACAUGAAGAUGGUUGAAAGGGAAGGAUUCUAGAACUUUAUCAAUGGCAAGGGGGAGAUAUUACGAUCUGAAGUGAUGUACAGCUGUGUUGGCGCAGAAUUUUUAGUUUCUUUGGAUUAAUUUGCUUUAAAAAAAGAUUAGUUUUUAGUAUUCUUCUAGGUUUAUGUGAUAAAUUUAAGGCAGAUUUAGAAAGUCACUAACCUCAAAAAACCAAAAAUUUGCAUUUAAAAACAGCUAUUUUAGAUAUUCUUUUAAAAAUGUAGCCCUAAAAUGGUUAAUAAUAGUUUUUGGUUUGUUCAGAACAAAAAUUACAAGAGAAUUUACACAAAAACACCGUUUUUGGCAAACAACUGGUUUUCUAACCACACUUUACCUCACAAUUUAUUAAAUAUUCUAGUGAAGAAACUUAGAGGAAGCCUAAAAAGUGCUAAAACUGAUGAUUAAACAUGUUUUAGAAAGUGAUUCUCAGAUUUCAGGAUGUCAGUCAUAUUAUCUCCUCCUUGAUAGAAGGUUCUCUAACAAAAAAAAAGGUGGAUAAUUAUCAAAAAAGAAAUCUAGUUAAAAUUGAGGCUUCAAGUUAUUUAGAAGUAAUUACCAAAACAAAUUAAGAAUAUCAAAGAAAUCUUUCAACCCUUCUUAACACAUAUAAUGCAAUUUUUUGAGUCUGUUAGAGUCGUGAAAACAUAUUUAGAAGCGCAACAUAGAGCAUAAAGUGAGGUGAAAAGAGAGAUGAAAUCGUAUACUUCCGCAUUGUCGUCCAUUUUUUGGUAGAUGCACAAAAUAGGAAGAGUUAGAAGGAAUUUUACUCAGAGGAUAUUUUAGUUAGCAGUUAGCUAAACAUUAUAUGAAAUACAAUUGUGAGAGAGAGCGCGAUUUAGGAUAUUAAUUUAGCCAUGAAUAAAUGCAGAAUCAGUUCUUCCACAUUAGAUUGAGAAUCAAAGAGUCUGCAAUUGACGAAUGCUUUUAGUGUUUGCGAAAUUUUAAAGAAAAUCUCUUCCUAAAUCGCUUCAUUUCGACAAAGAAAAUUAAUAACAUUUUAGAAAAUCUGCCUUGUUUUCCGUCUGGCAAACAAGCACAAAAAAAAUCCCCCAUGCGAAGAUAGUGAUAAUUGCUUAAUGGAAAUUUAACGGAGAAAAAAAAUUACAGAGAUAUUUACAUAAUUAGUGUAAUAUUGCAGAAACUGUUACUGUAGCAACAAAAGGUGAAAUCAAAUAUAACAGUGGUG